AGAAACUAACUAGGUAGACACCGGUAACAAUGCUCUUUUCCAUGGAAUCAAUUCUAUCAAGUACCAAGCCAAAACUGGAGCCACCUCCGAAGCUAGAGCCGGAAGUGACAAUCAAUGAGCAAGUGGUUGAUCUGCCGCGGAGCAACACACGGCUCUCCGAGCCAUCAACUUCUGCGUCGGUUCUUGAACAUGAUUUGAAGUUUGGGGAGUCCCGAAAAAGAAGUCGGUCUCUUGGAGACGAGCCCACGGAAGAUGAAGACGGCGUUCCAGUUCGGAAGGCAAACAAAAGAAAUCAUUCAACUUCAAGUGCUGCAGAUAGCUCAUCUGAUGAUGCGAAGGAUGAUGACGACGAUGAUGAUUCUACAUCUCGAAAAUCAAUGUCUGGUCACCGAAAGAGCAGUCACGCAAAGCCACCGUACUCCUACAUUGCACUCAUCGCGAUGUCAAUUCUCAAUUCACCGGAGAAGAAACUGACACUUUCGGAAAUUUGCGAGUUCAUAAUCAAUAAGUUCGAGUAUUACAAGGAGAAGUUCCCCGCCUGGCAGAACUCGAUUCGUCACAACCUAAGCCUCAACGACUGUUUUGUGAAGGUGGCUCGGGGGCCUGGGAAUCCGGGAAAAGGAAACUAUUGGGCGCUGGAUCCGAACUGUGAGGAUAUGUUCGACAAUGGAUCGUUUCUGCGCAGAAGGAAGAGAUACAAGAAAAACAGUGACACAUAUCACGAAAUGAUGUCCCAUCAUCCGAUGCCAUUCCCUCCAUUCCUCCCGCAAGGAAUGCCCUUUCCUCCAAGAAUGAUGCACCCGAUGGCUAACAUUCCCAUGCUGGGACAUCCAAUGAAUCCAAGAGCAGUUCCAAACAUGCCAGCGUUCUUCAUUCCACAAAAUAUUGAUAGCCAGAAGCUCUUGUCAAUGAUGGCUUCGAGAAUAAUGCCAAUGGAUGCUCCAGUCAGCUCUGGCCAGAAGAGAACUUCAUCGAGCUCCUCACCAAAUGAGAAUGGAUCUUCGGCAGUUUCAGAUAAACUGAGCGCUUAGAAGAACACUCAAUUUCCUUGUUUAAUUUUUAACAAUUGUUUCCUAUUUGCUUAACCUUUUCUAGUCUCUUGUUCCUUUUCCGUUCCCCUUCAAUUCCUUUCAGCAUUCUUCAUUUCCCCUGAUCUCAAUCGUGCAAUCAAUAAUCAAUUUUUUGUUAAUCCUCCUGCACGUGGUACCACAACUUCAUUUCUUCAACUGAUCUUCCCUUUUCUUUUUUUUCUUUGUUUCAUUAUCUGUGAAAGAGCUUAUGUCGUAAAUAAUUCGAAAAUAUAUAUGUCCAUCGUCAGCA
Molecule: messenger RNA, 1320 nt
Organism: Caenorhabditis elegans
Lineage: Eukaryota; Metazoa; Nematoda; Chromadorea; Rhabditida; Rhabditidae
Gene: unc-130
Product: Forkhead box protein unc-130
Exons: 3
Coding region: 30-1031 (333 amino acids)
Biological process (GO): regulation of DNA-templated transcription
Cellular component (GO): nucleus
Molecular function (GO): sequence-specific DNA binding; DNA-binding transcription factor activity
Source: RefSeq, marked reviewed